AUGGCCUCAGUCCUCACUCCGCAGUCCGCACCCCACGGCCGCACGCGCCACGCCCCGCUGGGCUUUCUCCCUGCCGCCGGCGCCGCUCUAGCUCCGCGGCGACCAUGCGCCGUGGCGGCGGCUGCCGGCUCCCCAAGCCCUCCCUCCCUGGCGGCCUCUUCCUCAGCGCCGGACAGCAGCCUUAUUCGCGACCUCGACUCCGACGCCGCGAGCCUCUGCAGCAGCCGCCCCGCUACCGCCGGUGCGGGCGUCGGCGCCGCCCCCAACUUCUCCGACCGCUCCACGCAGGCCGCCGCGCUCCGCGUCGUCAACGGAUUCCUCGCCCCCGCCGUCACGCUCCGGGGGGCCUCUGCCCGCCGCGCGCGACAUCCAGGCGGCGCUCCGUCUCCUCGUCGAGGAGACGACCUGGAUGCCCCACGCGGCCCAUCCAACGAUCUCUUAGUCUACAUCACCCAGAGCUACUCCCACUUCUUAUCGGGGGACGCCGCCGCCGCCGCGGCCCUCGACGAGCCGUACGCCUCCAAAGCCCGGAUGACUGCUGAGGCCACUGGAGGCAGAGGAGAGGAGGCCUUGAUGGCUGAUAUUCAGAAGUUUGAGGCAGUGGCGAAUGCUUCGCAGUGCGAGGACGACGAGGCCUUCGCGCGCGCCCUGCAGGAUGCCGAGGAGCGCGACGUCGCCGACAGACCCAUGGCGCUUGUUGGAAUCGGUGAUUUGAUAGAUGGAUGGGAAGAUGUUGACCCUGAUGAAUACUCUUAUGAGGAGCUAAUUGCAUUGGGCGAAGUUGUCGGUAUGGAAAGCAAAGGCCUUGCUGCUGAUACUACUAUUGCUUCAUUACCUUCGGUAACUUACCAGGCACAAGACAAGCAAGAUGGCAACAUGGAACAAUGUGUUAUUUGUCGUGUAGAGUUUGACGAAGGCGGGUCAUUAGUUGCACUUCCUUGCAAACACCCAUACCAUUCUGAGUGCAUAAACCAGUGGCUGCAGUUAAAAAAGGUAUGCCCGAUGUGCAGUGCUGAAGUUUCCACUUCUGUGAACAAGCAGGCAUGACUCUUCCUUUGGAAAAAAAUAUAAAAUGAAAACAGCGAGGAGAGUUAAGCCUAGUGCUACUCUCUAAGUUAUCUAGUUAAUCUCAGCUCCUAUCUUAGCAUUUAUAAUAUGCCCAGUAUCUGCUUUAGGCAGUUGGAAUAUGCUGUAGUAGUUGAGGAGCUUCUUGCAAACCAAGUUUGCCUUUUCCCUAUAUAAUGAAGCUAAGGCAGCCAUGGUCAUUGCUGCCAUCUAUUCCUA
Sorghum bicolor (sorghum) is the source of this 1284-nucleotide messenger RNA. RefSeq lists its product as uncharacterized. The transcript has 8 exons. The record is from RefSeq and is a predicted model, not a curated record. Lineage: Eukaryota; Viridiplantae; Streptophyta; Magnoliopsida; Poales; Poaceae. Bases 1 to 1047 code for a protein of 348 amino acids.